UCGGAACCGAUCCUCGCAACAACCUUCCCCGCAAUCCACCAACAAUCUGUGCAAGAAGCCCAGUGCGGAUCUGCGCACCGACCCAGAAAUUGCCGACAAGAUCAUCGGCUGCCUCGGACUUGGAAUUUCACCGGAGGUCGAUCCGACGUGGCGGAUUUGCGCCGGCUGUGCCGAACGCGUCGACGCGCAGCAUGCCUUCCGGACGCGAGCCCUGCACUGCAAUAGUUACAUCGAGAACGGGCUGGAGGACAAGGAAGACGAGAACAUGUGCCGGUUCUGCUUGAAGAUUCCGGGCGGCGGCGGGAGCGUGGCGGAUGAGGUGCAAACGGUGCGGGAUUGUUUAGGGGUUGAGAUCAUCAGCUGGGACACGGUGACGAAGAUUUGUGGGGAUUGUGUGAGCGGUGUUGGCUGGAUUUCGGGCGGAAUUUUCGCCGACGGCCGUGCCGGUGAAGCUGGAGGACUUGACGGAUUCGUCGGAUUCGUACAGGACAGUUCGACGGCGGAUAACGGGGAAAAGCGGAAGGUCACGGCACGGUCGCAGCCGUGGAUUGGAAGUGACCACGAGGAUCGUAACUUUGACGUGCUGGAUGAAACGUACGAGGCGAUUGAGGUGGUCUUUGAGGAAUAUCCGUUCGAUCUUCGGUUGGUCUUGUCGGACGGGAGUUCGCUGUGGCAUUGUGUUCAGUGCAAGCUGCGAGGUUGCGUGAAGCUGAAGAUUGAUGCGAAAGGAAUGUUGGCCACUUCCGGGGGAUCAAUCGACAAGAACAACCACAUGAACGAGAUGGACAAGCUGAUGGAGUUUCCGGAGGGGAAAGGGAUGGUUCACGCGGCUACGCGGCAUUCCGGAUGGUUCGCUGGAGGCAAUUCGUACGUAUCAGCGGACGACGUCGCGAGUUGCGAUUGAAAAGAGGGCCGAUCAAGAAGGUUACGUGAGUAACGGGACUCAAACGUCCAAGUUUAAAUGUUUUGACGGAGCGGAGAAUGAAGUUCAAGCGAAGGUGAAGGCCAAUAAUGUGGAUAUUUACAAAAUCCUCCAGCAGAAGGAUCCCGCGCGCAUCGUUAAGGUGCUUCUGCACAUGGUCAGACAAAUGACAAAUUCGGCAAAUAA
Molecule: messenger RNA, 1108 nt
Organism: Culex quinquefasciatus (southern house mosquito)
Lineage: Eukaryota; Metazoa; Arthropoda; Insecta; Diptera; Culicidae
Exons: 3
Coding region: 266-904 (212 amino acids)
Source: RefSeq, a predicted model, not a curated record